Molecule: messenger RNA, 614 nt
Organism: Rubroshorea leprosula
Lineage: Eukaryota; Viridiplantae; Streptophyta; Magnoliopsida; Malvales; Dipterocarpaceae
Source: the annotation of a GenBank genome assembly
AGAAAACAACCAAAUAAAUAAAUCAGAUUAUUAAUUAAAAAUAAAAAAUAUGAAAAUAAUUAAUUUUCUAUUUUAAAGAAAUUGAAUAUUAACUUAUGGAUAAGAUCCUCUUAACUAUAAAACAGAAUGGAGAAUUCUCGCAAAUUAGGACUAAAACUAAAGAAUUCCAAAGACAAUGGCGUGGAGGUGGGCUGCUGGCCAACAACGAGCUUUUCGGUGUUGACGGUUCUCCUGAGACUUAUGACAGCAACCACGGCGACGCCGAUGGUCAUAACGAUUCCAAAUCUCGGGACCAUCUUCUUCUCUACCUUGGAUUGGACCUUUUGGCAUCAAUGGUGGUGGACUUGGCGCUGAGCAACUUUUCAUUGGUUCCCCACAAAGCAAAGGAUUACCUUGGUAACAACCUUCAUCAAAUGUUGCAAAUUGUUUAACCCUUGCCGGUAUCUUGCCUGAUAAGUUGUUGUAUGACACACUAAAAAUAGACAAGAAAUAUAACUCAACAAGCUGUGGGGGAAUUUCCCCACUCAAAUUGUUGUAGGAAAGAUCCAAGCUCUCAAUUUGCACAAGGUUAGAAAAUGUAGAUGGAAUUUGACCAAUCAAGUUAUUAUGCGAUA